GUCGAUACCCAUGGCAGCAAAUGUUAAAGAUUCACUAAUAAACGACAUUAAGUUAUAAUCAAAUAGUAAUCAGUUCAUAUUAUCUAUAUCAAGGUUGUGAAAAUGUGUAUUCAGAGAAAAGGUGAAGGCAGUAUACAAAUUACAUAAUUCCACUUUAUGGCAUCUAAAGUUCAUUUAUUUAUUUAUUUGUUUUAUGAAUGUAGUCCACUGGGUUAGUGGUGUAAGGAAGUAAUUGACAUGUGACAGUUGAACACAGACUGCCUGGCUGGCACAUGCAGUAUCUCUGCAGGCAGAGGGGAGGAAGGAUCAUUAUUAAAGUUCAGCUAAGUUCCAGGUGAGUCGGCUGAGUGAAGACAGGGCUCCUGUGGAACCAGGCCAUGGAUGAAGAGUUGAUGCCUUUGGACUGCCUGCUGCCCUCAGGCAAGCAGAGGAUCGGUCUGAUCAUUCUGAACCAGCCUUUGGAUAAGGACUACCUAAACAUCCUUUGGAGUAAAGCUCUCUUGAAGGCAUGUGCUGAUGGAGCUGCCAAUCACCUUUAUAAUGUCACUGCUGGAGCAAGAGAUAGCUUCCUGCCCGACUAUAUCAGCGGGGAUUUUGAUUCCAUUACCGCAGAGGUCAAAGCUUUCUUUUCAGACAAGGGGUGCAAGCUGAUAGAAACAGCCAAACAGGAUCUCACAGACUUCACCAAGUGUCUUACAAUUAUGGUGAAGGAAAUUCAAAAGCGACAGUUGCAGGUGGAUGCCAUAGUGACACUGGGUGGUCUGGGUGGCAGAUUUGACCAGACCAUGGCAUCUGUUGAGACCCUCUAUCACGCUCUGUCCAUGACACGACUCCCCCUGUUGAUCAUACAGGGGACUAGCCUGGCGUGCCUGCUCAGACCCCAGGGCAGCCACAGACUGGGAGUGAACACAGGCCUGGAGGGGGACUGGUGCAGUCUCAUUCCAGUAGGUGGACCCUGCCAAACAAUCACCACUGGACUCAAAUGGAACCUGAAUAACGAUGUCCUGCAAUUUGGGAAGCUAGUGAGCACGUCCAACACCUAUGAACCGGUUGGCCCCGGAGAGCCAAGGAAGCCUGUAACUGUGACAACAGACCAACCUCUGCUCUGGUCCAUGGGGAUACAUAAUGAUAAGGAAUGACACAGAAGAAAUCAGAUGUCACUGCUUUUGUACAGCUAUGACCAAAUGGUCUUUUUUUUUUAAACACAUGGCCAAAAAUCUCACCGAAGUGUUUGAAGAGGUAUAUAAUAAUGGAGACUUUGUCAGUAUGGCAGGAAUCUUUGAAAAUCCACAACCGACCAAAUCAAGUGAUUACUACUUUUAGUUUGUUAUUCUUAGUGGCCAUCCUUGCCAAGAAUAUUUUUUUUAUCUGCUGUAUUUUUUAACAGUUGCUCAGGAUCGGAUGUGCUUGCUCACUGCACAGGGUUACAUUCAAAAUGAGCCACAUGGAAAUGAAUACCCAUUUCUGUAUGUGCACCUUACAUGCACAGAAUCCUUACCAACCAAUAACUGGUUGCUUUUUGCAUAUGACUUAAAUAAGAGCUUGUUGCAGAGAAUUACAGACUAUACACAUCCACCACACCUGCUGAACAUAUGACUGUUAGUGUGUGCACUAAGCUGCUUUACAUCACAGCCUGCAGUAUGUGCUUUUCAACUGCCCUCCUAUAGCUGCCACAUUAAUCUUCUACAGUAAGUUCCAUGAAGAUGGGUGUUAUGUGCCUUUUGAUACUUUAAUUCAUACAGUACUUCCAAAAGUCAGAAAUGGUUAAAAUGUUGCCAUUUAUGGCAUCUAUGGUGAUAGCAAGGCUGUGUGAAUAGAUGGGACACAUCAAUCUGGGUUUCCAUUUGUUUUAUUUACACAGAAAUAGAAAUGUUGUGCACAGAAUGUAAAAAUUUCAUCCCUUCAGUCCCCAAAUCACACCAGCCCAUUAACGCUUGUCCUCUUGACCAUCUCCUGUCCCCAGAUGUUGUAGUUUGUUUUUGCUUGACAAAGAUUUAA
Molecule: messenger RNA, 1998 nt
Organism: Acanthopagrus latus (yellowfin seabream)
Lineage: Eukaryota; Metazoa; Chordata; Actinopteri; Spariformes; Sparidae
Gene: tpk1
Product: thiamin pyrophosphokinase 1
Exons: 9
Coding region: 378-1139 (253 amino acids)
Biological process (GO): thiamine metabolic process; thiamine diphosphate biosynthetic process
Molecular function (GO): ATP binding; thiamine diphosphokinase activity; thiamine binding
Source: RefSeq, a predicted model, not a curated record